Molecule: messenger RNA, 1056 nt
Organism: Apaloderma vittatum (bar-tailed trogon)
Lineage: Eukaryota; Metazoa; Chordata; Aves; Trogoniformes; Trogonidae
Gene: B3GALT5
Product: UDP-Gal:betaGlcNAc beta 1,3-galactosyltransferase, polypeptide 5
Exons: 2
Coding region: 1-1056 (351 amino acids)
Cellular component (GO): membrane
Molecular function (GO): N-acetyl-beta-D-glucosaminide beta-(1,3)-galactosyltransferase activity
Source: RefSeq, a predicted model, not a curated record
AUGAAGAUACUAGGAACCUGGUUGGGUCUGCCAGCUGGACAGCACUUGCCGGCUCUGGGACUCAGGCUCUUUUCAAACAAAUGGAGAAACAUGAUGAAUUUCAGAAAAUUCAGGCUGUUUGUUUGCCUUUUAGGCCUCAGCUGUGCUAGCUUGGUUUUUUACAUCAUUUUGAUUGAAUACUGUUUGUUCUGUGAAGGCAACCGAGAGACUUUUAGGAGAAUUGGAGGAAACUUCUUGCAGCUCCCGGAUGUAGACUGUCAUAAUAACCCACCUUUCCUCGUCCUGCUUGUGACAUCCUCAUGUCACCACAUUGAUGCCAGGAUGGCCAUCCGGCAAACCUGGGGGAAAGAGAGAACUAUUGCCAGCAAGCGCCUGGUGACAUAUUUUCUCCUGGGAAGCGCUGUGAAUCUCAGCCAGCAGGCUGAUAUUGCUGCUGAAAGCCAAAAGUACAAAGACAUUAUUCAGAAGAACUUUACUGACACGUAUUACAAUUUGACUUUGAAGACCAUGAUGGGAAUUGAAUGGAUUCACAAAUUUUGUUACCAGUCCAGCUUUGUGAUGAAAACUGACACAGAUGUGUUUGUCAACAUUUUUUACCUCACUGAGCUUCUUCUAAGGAAAAAGAGGACCACUAGAUUCUUCACAGGCUUUUUAAAACUACAGGAGUCCCCCAUACGGGUAAAAGAUAGUAAAUGGUACGUGAGUAAAAGAGAAUAUCCGGGAGAGACCUACCCCCCUUUUUGUUCUGGAACUGGCUACAUUUUAUCCACUGACGUUGCUAGUCAGAUCUAUAAUGUUUCCGAGAGAGUUUUCUUCAUUAAACUGGAGGAUGUAUUCAUAGGGCUGUGCCUUACCAAAUUAAAUAUACAGCCAGAGGAGCUUCAUUCAGAGCAGACAUUUUUCCCAGAAAAGAUUAUGUUCUCUGUUUCUCGUUUCAAGAAAAUUGUGACGUGCCAUGAAGUAGAACCAUCUGAGCAGCUGAGCUACUGGAAUUACUUAGUGACAGAGAAUGGUAGCAGGGCUCUAGCACCUUCCCUGUCUGAAUUAAGAAGCUGA